This is a messenger RNA of Heterobilharzia americana, 2562 nucleotides long. The record is from the annotation of a GenBank genome assembly. Lineage: Eukaryota; Metazoa; Platyhelminthes; Trematoda; Strigeidida; Schistosomatidae.
UUCUUUCAGUAAUAUGAAUUCACCUUCUUACGUAGUGUUCGUACUCUAGGUAGUGAAACGUGUGAACACGUAUCCACUUAUGUUCGGUUUCUGAUGGAAUGAAAUAGGUUAUGGUAAUGAAAUCUGUAAACCUUAACUAUGCAAUACAAUUUCAACAACAUUAGCACUUUUUAUUUCCAACGCUAACAUGAAUAAUUAUUGUAUAACAACAGGAUAUCAGUCAGUCCUUUAAAUGUCAACAUCUUCUGGAAGUGGAAGUAGACGUAAUCGUUUGAAUCUCACUCUUCCGAGUUCUGUUAUCCAGCCACAAGAUAACAGUUCACUAUCAAGCAGAAAUCCUGAAGAACAUGGAUCAAAUUGUGAAAUUCAUCGAUCCACAGAGAAUAUACAAGAAUCAAUGCAAAAAAAUGAGAAUUCUACAAGGGUCGCUCCGACGUUGAAUAAAUUAAAUGAUGGUAAUUAAUGAAAUCGUCUGAGCCCCCCCAAACUUCUCAACAAACUAGCAUCUAUCGACCAACUGCUCAUCAUUCCCAUCCUCAUUCUGCGCAUCGUAGAAUCCCACCACCUUUAACAGACCUUCGUUUGUCUCCUAAGAAAACUCAUGCACCGUCCACUGGUAACUUAUUCAAUCCAAAAGGGGAUAGAAACAAUGAAAAUCGUUAUUCAAACAGAAUUAGCACUGGACCUGUUGAUGUUGCUGAGGUUUUGAAACAAUUAGAAAUUCAAGAUUUAGACGAUAAUCAACGACGUCGUUUAAGUGCAUUUGUAGCAGAUAAACAAAAAAUUGGUGAAUUACGUCCAGAAGAUUUUGAAAAGCUAAGUGAAAUAGGCAAAGGUAAUGGUGGUGUCGUCAGUCGUGUACGUCAUACAGCUACUGGUUUAAUUAUGGCAAAGAAAAAUAUCCACUUGGAAAUAAAACCAAUUGUUAAAACACAAAUUAUUCGUGAACUUCAAGUACUGCAUGAUUGUAAUUCACCAUAUAUUGUUGGUUAUUAUGGUGCAUUUUUCGCUGAUGGUGAUAUUAGCCUAUGCAUGGAGUAUAUGGAUGGUGGAAGUUUAGAUAUUGUCCUAUUGCAUGCUGGUCGUAUACCUGAGCCGAUUGUCGCUAAAAUACUUUAUUCAGUAAUACGUGGUCUGGUUUAUCUGCGUGAAGCUCUACAUAUUAUUCAUAGAGAUGUCAAACCGUCUAAUAUCCUUGUAAAUCGAACAGGUGAUGUUAAAUUAUGUGAUUUUGGUGUUAGUGGACAAUUGAUUGAUUCACUUGCCAAUUCAUUUGUUGGUACACGAAGUUAUAUGGCACCAGAACGAUUAACUGGAGAACAGUAUAAUACUUUGAGUGAUGUAUGGAGUUUAGGUUUAUCAUUGGUUGAAUUGGCAACUGGUCGUUAUCCGAUUCCAGCUAUCGAAGAUGAAAAGGUUUAUUUAAGUGCAUUCAGUCCACACAGAGAUGUCAAUUUGGAUCAACAUUUAGAAGCAGCUAAAGAAGGAAAACCACUCCCAGCUGUCAAUAGUCCGAGUUCUGGUCCAAUGGCAAUAUUUGAACUUUUAUCCUAUAUUGUCGACCAGCCACCACCUCAUCUGCCACAAUUUUGUUUCUCUGAUGACUUAUUGACCUAGUUGAUUCAUGUCUUCGACGACCAGCUAGUGAUCGUCCAUCAUUAGAAAAUCUUUUAAGGCAUAAAUUUGUUGUCACAGCAGCUGGUGCCUGUCCAUCAGGUAAUAUUCAGCGUCAAAGUACAGUGAUAGAUAUUCAACAAAAUGGAGGUAAUUCAAAUCAAUGUGAAGAUCCAAUCAAUAUUGGACGAUAUCUAGCCGCUGUACUACCACCAGUUUCGAAUGAUGAUGUCUCUGUUAAUCAAGCUUCCUAUUGAUUUACUUUCAUAUUAAUUAACCAAUUGAGUAUAUUUUCUUUCUAUUCACGUGCAAUUGUCUCCCAUUAUAUGGUGUUCUGAAGAGACUUAUUUCACAGAUAUACCCGUUUAAUUGUGUAUAUGUUGUUGCUUUUCAGUAAUCUAGAGGAUUUUUUUUGUUCUUCAAUCUAAUCUGUAUACAAAAUCUCUCAUACUUUGAUCAUAUUUUAAUAAUGAGUAUGUGGCUUAAUCCACAUUUUUGUAAAUACUUAUCAGUCGAUAGUUGCAGUAUAUUAUUAUACAUAUAUACGAAUGCCAAACAACUGGAAUAACAGAUAGAAGGGUAUGAAUUAUUUUUCAUUCCCGGUUUUAUUUCCUCACUGUCUGUUCCUCAUUUUCUUUUCUAGAAACUUAUUUAUUUACAUCCUUGUUUCCUUGUGAUUGGCAUAAUUUUACUCCAUUCCCAAUUAGUUUAUGUUACUCUGUGUUCUCAAUGAUUUUAUCGUAUUGUUUCAUUGUUGAAUUGAAAAGUAGAAACAUAUUUAACUGCUUUUUUUUUUCCCUUCCUACUUCCAGUAUUUUAUCUUCUGAUUUAUGCUUAUUUAAAGAAAUGUAAUAAAUAAAUUUGAUUCUACCUUUGUUGUCAUUUUUGCAUGCAAACUAUUCAAUAAUAAAAAAACCCUGUAAAACCAUUUACAGAAUGAUACCUGAC